Molecule: messenger RNA, 192 nt
Organism: Paracoccidioides brasiliensis Pb18
Exons: 2
Coding region: 1-192 (63 amino acids)
Source: RefSeq, a predicted model, not a curated record
AUGCAGGAAAAUCGAUUCCACAUUUGCCUAUCUGAACUGCUUAGCCCCCAAGACUUUGCCACCAAAGAGAUGAUCCUCUCAACAGGCGGGUUGGACACGCCAAAGAUUGUCACGCAUCCAGGUAUUGGCUCAAGGGAGCAGUUGGAAAAUCCAACAUCCCAAUCGUGCGCGAUGCCCCCACAAUUGGUAUAA